AUGGUGCACACUAGUAAUGAUGGUAAUAAUGCCACGACUUCCGUCCCUGAGUCUACAAGUCCUCUUUUCAUCCACUCUUCUGAUAUUCCUGGUACAUGCCUUGUUAGUACUCCAUUUUCUGGGUCUGGUUAUGGGGGUUGGAAGAGAGGUAUGACAAUGUCUCUCUCUGCUAAAAAUAAGAUUGGACUUGUGGACGGUUCAUGUCCUAAACCAUCUUCCAAUGAUAAUCCGGCUAAGAUUCGUCAAUGGGAUAGAGUCAACAAUAUGUACUCAGACACUGCUAAGAGUAUAUGGAAACAAUUGGAGCGUCGAUAUGGAACUGUAAAUAGAACUAAAAUAUUUGAAAUAAAAAAGGAAUUGGAUUCUAUACAGCAGGGUUCUCUUGAUAUUACUUCCUAUUUUAACAAACUUAAAAAGUCUUGGGAUGAACUGGGGGCAAUGCGUAAGAGUCAUGGAAAGGAAUGCACUUGUGCUGCUAAAUCUGGGAUUGAAAAAGAUGAUGAGGAGAAUAAACUUUACCAAUUUCUCAUGGGUUUGAAUGACGUAUACGUGGGUGUUAGAAGUAAUCUGCUUAUGAUGCAUCCUCUCCCUUCUCUUGAUGAUGCUUAUAAUAUUCUUCUCCAAGAUGAGAACCAACGACAAGUGCACUUCACCCCUAUGCUGAAUCCUGAUUCUGACUCUUUUAAUGCAAAUCUCAAUACUAAACCAAACUUCAACGCUAGAUCACCACAGCCUCCCUAUCAACCACCUAUUCCACCUAGGCAAUAUAAUCAGAAGGUCGACUUCAAUAUUACUUGUCGGUAUUGCAAGAAACCUGGUCAUACAAUUGAUAGGUGCUAUAAACUCCAUGGUUAUCCACAAAACCAUAAGUUUUUUAAAGGGAGAAAGGUGGCUGCAAAUGUGAGUGGUGAUGUUGAGCCUCCAGAUCCUCUUCAGAGAUGGGGUUAG
Lycium barbarum (goji berry) is the source of this 948-nucleotide messenger RNA. RefSeq lists its product as uncharacterized. NCBI's taxonomy places the organism in Eukaryota, Viridiplantae, Streptophyta, Magnoliopsida, Solanales, Solanaceae. The record is from RefSeq and is a predicted model, not a curated record. The transcript has 2 exons. The coding region runs from base 1 to 948 and encodes 315 amino acids.